AUUUAUGUUCGUGCCCAGUUCGACUAUGAUCCUCUUGAGGAUGAUUUAAUUCCUUGUGCACAAGCUGGAAUUGCCUUCAAGACUGGAGAUAUUCUGCAGAUUAUAUCCAAGGAUGACCACAACUGGUGGCAAGCAAAGAAAGAUCCAAAUGGUACUGCUGGACUGAUUCCCUCGCCCGAGCUACAAGAGUGGCGCACUGCUUGCCUCGCUAUGGAGAAGAGCAAGCGCGAUCAAGUGAACUGCUCAUUCUUUGGUCGGAAGAAAAAACAGCAUAAAGACAAGUAUCUUGCCAAACACAAUGCUGUUUUUGACCAACUUGAUCUUGUCACCUAUGAGGAAGUUAUAAAACUGCCAUCAUUUCGACGGAAGACACUGGUGCUGCUUGGUGCCCAUGGGGUAGGGAGGCGACACAUUAAGAAUACCCUUAUAGCUUCACAUCCUGACAAAUAUGCCUACCCAAUACCACAUACUACUCGAAGUCCACGAAAGGAUGAAGAAAAUGGAAAGAAUUAUUACUUUGUGUCUCAUGAUGAAAUGAUGGCUGACAUUGCAGCAAAUGAAUAUUUGGAAUAUGGAACACAUGAAGAUGCAAUGUAUGGAACAAAACUGGAAACCAUUCGUAAGAUUCAUGGUGAAGGUCGUAUGGCAAUCUUAGAUGUGGAACCACAAGCACUCAAGAUCCUACGCACAGCUGAAUUUGCACCCUAUGUUGUAUUCAUCGCUGCUCCUUCUCUUCAAAACAUGACUGAUUAUGAUGGAAGCUUAGAACGACUGGCAAAGGAAUCGGAUAUGCUCAAGCAAUUAUAUGGCCAUUUCUUCGACUUGACCAUAGUGAAUAAUGACAUCGAAGAAACAAUUCGACAACUGGAAAAAUCUAUCGAAACUAUGAAUAUGACACCGCAGUGGGUGCCUGUGUCAUGGGUUUACUGACAGACCGCCCCUCCCCGAGACAGUCCCUCUGACUGCUAUUGCUGUGGAACAUCAAGGAGCAAAGAGGCUAACAGACGAGCCCAUCAACACCAUAGAAGGUGAUCCAGUGGAGCAUAGAACCACACAACCAUGACCAGAGUGCCACAAUCAAAGUCUCGCAAAAUGAAAUGCCUCAUUUUACAAUAAGAUGUAAACAAACUGCCGGUAUAUAAAAAAAAAUAGCAAAACGAGACAAUACAUUACAGCCAUACACUGCACAUACAUGCUUGUCACUACGAAUGUCUUGUUAGACAAGUGAUGAAGGAAAGGAAGUGGAAACAAGUCUUGAGAGUGCUGUUAUAACUAGCAUAGAAGUUUUAGCAACUUGCUCAAAAUGGGAACCUUUUCUAAUGCAUAUAUUUGGCCUGAAAUCCUUGUAUGAAUUAAGGUGCAAUAGUGGCUCGUGUCUGUUUUUCCUCUUUGUUUUUCUCACUUCAAGUUGAUUCACAAUAGUUUAUGGUUCAGUUCACAUUCAAAGAUAUAACCUGGAAACAUUCUUGAAAAUUCCUGCUUUAUAUUAUACCACACAUUGCAUCUGUAGAAGAAAGUGAAAAUGUAUAUUAAUACCAUUUAUAUGAAGUAGGAAUUAGUGUUCAUAUCUUUUACUUUAAUUUGCUAAAAAACAAUAUUAUGAUAAUCAUAUUUGAAAACUGCCUAUUCAUAUAUAUAAAUACAUUAUAAUACUUGUAUACAGUAUACAUAUAUAUACAUACAUACAUACAUUUGGCAGAAUUGCCAAAUGAGUAAAAUUUAGUUUUCCUGGGUAUUUAAACUUAUGGCUUAAGAUUUAUUUCUGAAAAUAAAAAUGGUAUAUAUGUCAACUCAGAACAAGAACUAACUCAUUAGGGAAUCAACCCUAAUAAAUAUCUCUGUUACCUGAUCUAAGUUAAGGGUGAUGCACAGUUGUUGAGGCUAUUUCAUCAAUAUACCAACUCCUCUGAGAAUUGAAAACCUAGGUUAAUUAUUAUUUUUUGUACUUUGACUACCAGUAGCAUUCAGAAAUUUUGUUGCAAGAGAAACAGAAAAUUAGAUGAAUUCAGCCUUGAUUUGAAUCACAAUGGAUUUCUUCAAUGGAUCAUUAGAUCAUUAAAAAAUACAAAUGUCAGUUUGAGAGCUAAACUAAGUUAUGCCCAGAAUGCUGCACAUCGUAUACCCUUUCAGAGUACAGUGGACCCCCGGUUAACGAUAUUUUUUCACUCCAGAAGUAUGUUCAGGUGCCAGUAGUGACCGAAUUUGUUCCCAUAAGGAAUAUUGUGAAGUAGAUUAGUCCAUUUCAGACCCCCAAACAUACACGUACAAACGCACUUACAUAAAUACACUUACAUAAUUGGUCGCAUUCGAAGGUGAUCGUUAUGCGGGGGUCCACUGUACUGUGUU
Molecule: messenger RNA, 2346 nt
Organism: Cherax quadricarinatus
Lineage: Eukaryota; Metazoa; Arthropoda; Malacostraca; Decapoda; Parastacidae
Source: RefSeq, a predicted model, not a curated record